Molecule: messenger RNA, 974 nt
Organism: Coregonus clupeaformis (lake whitefish)
Lineage: Eukaryota; Metazoa; Chordata; Actinopteri; Salmoniformes; Salmonidae
Product: copper transport protein ATOX1
Exons: 4
Coding region: 99-308 (69 amino acids)
Biological process (GO): copper ion transport
Cellular component (GO): cytosol
Molecular function (GO): copper chaperone activity; metal ion binding
Source: RefSeq, a predicted model, not a curated record
GCUAGCUAGAAAGCCGGGCAGCAACACAUUCACUACCGAGUUAGUCGUGCAAGCUUUGAAAGAGGCGAAAGUCCAUUUAGAUUGCGCUCAACCACAACAUGACGACAAAGCACGAAUUCUUUGUGGACAUGACAUGUGAGGGAUGCUCUGGUGCUGUCACCCGAGUCCUCAAUAAACUGGGUGGUGUCCAAUUUGAGAUCGACCUCCCCAACAAGAAGGUUUUCAUUGAGUCUGACAAGGAUACGGAUGUGCUUCUGGAAACACUGAAGAAGACUGGAAAGGCAGCCAACUACAUUGGCCCCAAGUGAAAAAUCAUCCUCUUUCCUUUAUAGAACAGGAUGACCAAUGAGAAGAAAGAACCUCGCUGGCAUGUCUUCAUGGACCUCUGGAAUGAGCUCGCUCUGCCAAGUUGUCCACUUUCAGUUAUUUAAACAUAAUUAUUGAUGCGUCCCAAAUGUCACCAUAAGGGUCCAGUUUCAACGUAGGGCACUAUAGGUAAGGGAAAGGGGGGACAACUGAAUGCAUUCAGCUGAAAUGUGUCUUCCGCAUUAAACCCAAAACCCCUCUGAAUCAGAGAGGUGCGGAGGGCUGCCUUAAUCGACAUCCACGUCAUCGUCGCCUGGGGAACAGUGGGUGAACUGCCUUGCUCAGGGGCAGAACGACAGAUUGUUUACCUCAUAUAGGGAAUAGAGUGCUGUUUGGGACACACCCACUAUGAAUAUCCCGUAUGAUUGAUGCGCAGAAUUAAAUAGAGCAUGUACCUCUAUGGGUUAAUGUUAGUCCUACUGCAGGUAAGUUAAAAUCAUGUAAGAUCGGCUGUCUCUGUUUCGUCUUAAUAAAAGCAAUUAUUGUUAUUCACCUUGAUUUGGGACAGUUGGGGGAAAACGGCAAUCAUCCUGUAUUACGUUUUCCUGUCACUGUCUAGAUAUAAUUCAUGUUUACCCACAUGUCAAAUAAAAAAAGGUGAUUCUAGG